AAUCCACUUGUAAAUAGGGGAAGUGUUAUUCUGCAAAAUCUCAUAAUAUAAGAACAAAUAUUUGCUGCAAGUGAUUGUUGGAAGAAUGUGGCCAAGUUGAUUCUUCUCCUGCACCAGCAGAAGUUGUUGAAAUCUUUGAAAUUCCUUUACUUCGAGUAAACAUCCUUUAGGUUUUUAGUAUAGAACGUUGCCUGGAACGUGUCGGUCGUUGUCGUUAUACUUUCUCCUGUUUUCUAUCUCCGUAAUACUAUUAAUCAACAAUUUGUUAUUAACUUGUCUGCAAUUAAAUAAAUAAUUUAAUAUUGUUUUUUUUCUAAAUGUUUCAACUCAUGAAUGAAAAAUCGUACACCUUUUACUAAAAUCUCCGAACAAGAAAAAUCACCAUCCUUCAAAAUACCACGUACGAACACCAAACUUGGAUUACGAACACGGAAACGAAAAAAUAAAUGUAAUGGAUGUGAUAACACAAAUUUGUGCAUACAUAAGCAGUUUGAGAUUUAUGUGAAAAACCAGUGAAAAUUUUCUUACUCUAUUAAUUUUGUCCUUAAAUCCUUGCCGAAGAAAGUUUGGCUAGCAAAAAAAAUAAUCUUAUGAAAAGUUAUUAAAAAGCAGUGCAGUUGAGAGAAUAGAAAAAAAUGCUUUGUUAUGAUUUUGUGACCUGCUCAUGAAAGUUUGUAAUCCGUGCGACAUCACCGAAGGAUACAGAGCAAAAAUCAGCACUUGUUUUUUUCAUAUCUAGUUACACUCAAUUACAAAUAUUAAUCAAUAAAAUGAAGGAAAGAUACCACUUUAAAAUGGAGAUCUUAAAAGUAAAAUGAAAAAAAAUAUUUAUCUCAAACACACAUUAAUCUAUACGAAGUUUAAAUAAAAGCAAUUAAAAAUCGAAAAAUUAAUAAAAGUUUUCAUAUUUAAUCAAAAAUAAAAAUUAAUAAAAAAUAACGUCUUGAAUAGAAAAAAACUAAAUCAUAAACUUAAAUAAUGCCCCAGACUAAAUACGAAAAAUUAUAAACAAAAUAUAAAAAAGAUUAAAGUCAAUGCAAAACAGAUUCAACAACAAGAAAUUAAAAAAUAUACAUAUAUACGUACUGAUUUAAUUUUCUUAAUUAGUUUCUAAUUUUAAUUUUAAUACUAUAUAUAAAGAGUAAGACACAGCGCUAUGCAAACAACAUCAACAAUUACAGAAACAGCAAUCGCAAUAAAAACAACAACAACAAUAACAACACCACCAUUCAAUAUAUAUUUGAAUUUUUUAUAAACUACCCCUUGAAGCCUAAAAUCCCAGCGUAGUUGAUACAAAAACAAAAUUCGAAGCGCAUGAAAUCGUUUCGACUGGAUCUUAGCUGACAGGUUGCGGCCACAAAGGUUUCACGGAUUCAAAACAUAAAAAGGCCCUUGAAUGGGUCAGCACUAAGUAACAUAAAAUUCAGAAGAUACUCAGAGGCUAAUAAAUCUUUGCGUCAGAAUUCCUUUUCACACUCACUUUUUCUAUCAACCUUAGAGCAAAAAAAAAAAUAAAAAAAAUCAAACUAUACACUCUUGUCAAAAAUGUUCUACCUAAAAACCAUUAUAAUGAACUUACUACAAAAACCAUUACAUGCCCUCUGCUGGAUUUUAUUAGGAUUUGGAUCGAUACCCGUGCUUCCUGUUUGUUUUGCUGGGCCACAUGAAAAAAGAUUACUCCAUCAGCUACUUGACAGCUAUAACAGUUUGGAGCGUCCAGUUGUCAACGAAUCCGAUCCAUUGCAGCUGAGUUUUGGAUUGACGCUCAUGCAAAUAAUUGAUGUCGAUGAAAAAAAUCAACUAUUAAUUACAAAUAUUUGGCUUAAACUGGAAUGGAAUGACAUGAAUCUUAGAUGGAACUCUAGUGAAUUUGGCGGAGUACGAGACUUACGUAUACCACCCCAUCGUUUAUGGAAACCUGAUGUCCUUAUGUACAACAGCGCUGAUGAAGGUUUUGAUGGUACGUACGCCACUAAUGUUGUAGUAAGAAAUAAUGGUUCGUGCCUUUAUGUGCCGCCGGGUAUAUUCAAAUCAACGUGCAAAAUUGAUAUCACCUGGUUUCCUUUCGAUGAUCAGCGAUGUGAAAUGAAAUUUGGUUCAUGGACAUACGAUGGAUUUCAGCUGGACUUACAGCUACAGGAUGAAGCUGGAGGCGAUAUAUCCAGUUUCAUUACAAACGGCGAAUGGGAUCUUUUAGGUGUGCCAGGAAAACGAAAUGAAAUCUACUAUAAUUGCUGCCCAGAACCUUAUAUUGACAUAACAUUCGCCAUAUUGAUUCGACGCAAAACUCUUUACUAUUUUUUCAAUUUAAUUGUGCCGUGUGUACUUAUUGCUUCAAUGGCACUUCUAGGUUUUACACUGCCACCAGAUUCUGGUGAGAAGCUCUCACUCGGAGUAACAAUUUUGUUGUCACUGACAGUCUUCCUUAAUAUGGUGGCUGAAACAAUGCCAGCCACAUCUGAUGCAGUGCCUCUACUAGGAACUUAUUUCAAUUGCAUUAUGUUUAUGGUGGCCUCAUCAGUUGUGUCAACCAUACUUAUCCUCAAUUAUCAUCAUAGAAAUCCAGAUACGCAUGAAAUGAGUGAAUGGAUUCGAGUUAUAUUCCUCUAUUGGUUGCCUUGUAUAUUACGAAUGCAAAGACCGGGACAAGUGGGUUACGAAUGUCCACCGCCUCCGUCGAGCUCGUCUUCAGAUAAAAAACAACAAAUGCAAAAUGUUGAACUUAAGGAAAGAUCCUCAAAAUCUUUGCUGGCCAAUGUUUUGGAUAUCGAUGAUGAUUUCCGUUGCAAUCACAGAUGUUCCAGUGCUACGAUACCACACCAACAGGCUUACUACCGAGCUGUAUAUAGACAAGGUGAUGAUGGAAGUGUAGGUCCAGUAGGAGAAAGUAGAAUCCAUGAAGCUAUCUCCCAUACUUGUUUGAGUUCAUCAGCAGAAUACGAACUUGCGCUUAUUCUGAAAGAACUUCGGUGGAUAACAGAUCAGUUAAAAAAGGAAGACGAAACCGGCGAUGUAACGCGUGAUUGGAAAUUUGCUGCAAUGGUAGUCGACCGCCUGUGCCUUAUAAUUUUCACGCUGUUUACAAUUAUCGCAACAUUAGCUGUAUUGUUUUCCGCCCCACAUUUCAUUUUUUAAGUUGAAAACCAUUAUCUCAAACAAGCAUAAUAGGAAAAUGUUCAAAUGACAAAUUAUAAAUUUUGUUAUUAGAUUGUGCCUAGUUAUUAUAAACAUAAAUAUAUUUCUGUAAUAAAGUUUAUAUAAGUUUUAUUUAAGCUAUCUACAUCAAUUUUGUUUGUUAUUUAAGUUAAUAAACGAAAAAUAAGUGUUACAUUAAUUUUUCUAAACGAAAUAACGAAUAAAUGAGAUGAAAAACACAUAAAACAUGGUUGGUGCUGUGAUAACGGACAAUUGUUAAAAAGUAAAUGAAAUGUUAUAAUUAAUUUUACAACAUAAUUACAAAUUCUGUUUGUUGUUUUUUUUUUAUAAAAAAUUGCAUAAAUGUAUCAUUUAUCUGCUUUUUGAUAAUUAUUUUAACCAUGCAUAAAUAAAAUGAAUAUUAAUCGCAAUUAGUGAACACUUUUAAAUAAACUAUUUACAAAUUUAACAAAAAAAAAACAACAACAAAAACGUAUUUAUAAGCAAAAAUAAAUAAACAUUUAAACAAAACAAAAAUACAUUGAUAAAAAUUAAUAUUUAAACAAAACAAAAAUAUAAUACAAAAUUAACAUAGCCUAAAAGUUAACUAUUUUAAUUAAAACGAAGUAAUAUAAAAAUAUUUAAAUACGUACAUUGAUUUCUUUGGCAAACACUAAGAUUUAGUGUUUCCGAGAAGAUGAGAAAUAAUAAACAUAAAUUAAGUAGAUAAAUUAUUAUUUUACUAAAAAAUUGGAUUAAAUCACUUUUACAAAACAAAAAAAUGGGAUAAUCGAAAAUAAUGACAAAUACCCUUAACUACGGAAUUUGAUAGUUUAAAAUCAAAAAAGAAUUAAAUAAAAGCAAUGUAUGCAUGAUUUUACAAAACAAUUAAACGAACAAAACACAAAUAUCAUUAAAAUAUUGAGUAGUGUAGUUAACAUCUUCUAUAGAAAAUUGUUAUGAAUAAAUAAUAUCAUUGGUUCAAAUUGCGGUUGAUGGGUGACGGUCAUGGCUUUUUGUGGAUAGCUCAACUUUAAAAACGUUCAAUCUUCGAACGCCAAAUCUUAGACAAAGAAACUUGGAAGGAAUUAUUGUUUUAUUUUGAGUGCCUCAUAUAAAAAGUAAUGGAUGUUAACUGCUCCAUUCACUGCAUAAGAACCCACGCACUUAAAUAUAUUUUUUUUUGAGAUCUAAAUUUGAAAUUUCAAACAAGAUAAAUUAUAUAGUUUUGACAAAAAUUUAUUGUCAUUUUCUAUUUUGAAUAAAAUCAAAACAGUUAGAUUCAAUAUGUCGUUUUACAUUUACGAAUAAUUUAUUUAUCAAGCUUCAAGCAUGAAGUGCGAACUGCGUUUGAAUUUAAGCUUAAAUUUCAAAAUUUGUGUCUCAACUUGUUUUAAAUAAAUAUACAUUUGUAUUUGGUUCGUUUAAUACCUAAUGUUUAUAUUAAUGUUACCUGUUAUUUUCCGGAAGGUUCAAAUCCUAUCAAAUAUCCAAAAUGUCUUAGUGUUUCUUCUAUAAAAGGAAUAUUAAGCUUAAGAUUUUUUUUAACAAACUCUCGGUUCUCUUUUUUGAAUAACUAUUUGCAAUAUGAUAUUUAUUUUUCCUUAAAAUAUCAUAUUGAACUACGAUUGAUAAGUAAUAAGUAAACGAAAUAUAUACAAAUUUCACACUUUUUGUUACCUCCUUUUAUUCACAAAAACACUUAUCAUUGUUUAAUAAAAUGAUACGUCCAGUCACAAACAUCCAAAAUGGAUCGGAUACCAUAUAUUUUUUAAUUUUAUCUACGAAAAUGGUAUGAUCUUAUAAAAUACGUAACCUUAUUUAAGGAUUUUACCUUUCAUUGCAACGAAAAACUUUUUUAAGCAAAAAAUCUCUAGGUUAGCUUAGUCAAAAAUCUAAAAACGGUUGUAACAUGAAAGAAUUAUUGUGAGUACUUAAGAUUUUCUUUUCCUAAAAAAGUCCUUCCUCCUAAAGAGUUAUGUAUGUCCAAAAUAACUACGUUGAAGCUUUUUACUCUUAUCCUAUCAAAACCCUAUCAACAGCAUUUUGAUCAUUGAUAUAUUUUCUUGUAUCCCCAAAUCCACAUCUAUAGAUGCAUUCACAGUAAUAAAUACGAAUAUAUUUGUACAACCACAUAAGCUAAAUACAUAUAUUACAAAUAAAUCAUAAGUUAAACAAAAUAAUAAUACACAAUGACGAUAACAUAAUGUUAAAGAAGUGAGCUAAUAAACAUUUAAAACAUAGAUAUUAAAUACAUAAAUUAAACAAAGAUCUAAAAUAAAUCAAAUUAAAUGUUAUCAGCCGUUAAACAUUUUAUAAUGAAUCAAACAUAUGUUAUGGUUGAAAGCAUUAUGUCAUAUUGACAUAAAUAUUGUUAGUCACUGAAAAUAAAAUUAAUGAAACAAAAAAAAAAACACAUACACUAAAUCAAUAUUAUAAGUCGUGAAUACUCACAGAUUUAAAAGUCAGAGUUAUUGAAUUUCGAUUGCGUCUAUACAAAGUGUUGUAUUGUAGUCUUGAGAUAACAUUUUUUGGGCGUACUUUUGACGUAAAGUGACAUACCCAGAUUUGGUGGUAUUUCACAUACAUAUAUUUAAAACAAAAUAAAUAUAAGAUUAUUGUCUUCCUUGCUUAAUACAGGAUAUUAUAUUCCACUUAAGAAUAUAUUUUGUAAAUUUAAUUUCCAAAAAAAAAAAGAAAAUAUUCUUUAAUUUAUUUUUCUUUUGUGUAUUUAAAAUAUAAUUGUUUUCAUUUUUUACAUAGCAAAACAUAGUAUUUGAAAUUUAAACACUCAGGAGAGAGAAAUUAAAAAAAAUAUAUACAUACAUAUGUAGCUUUAAGUGAGCUCUCAAAUAAUAAAAGACAAAAAUGUUUUUAUUUCAAAUGAAUAAAUACAUCAGAAAUGGUGAAAAUUUUGUUCAUUAUUAUUUCCUGAAUUUAAAAUAAAAGAAACAAUAUUUACAUAUGUAUUUGAAAUAUGAUUUAAAAUUUAAAAAAAAACUUGCAAAUCCAACAUCUAUCGCACCACAAUAAUACUCUUAAAAUUGAAAAUAACCUAAAGUUUACGAAUAAGCAUUAGUUGCAAUAUUUCAAGAACACAAAACUAGCACACUAUGUUUUUUAACCAAAUUUGAGGAAAUUAAUUUCUCAAGUUCUGUGACUUCAUGUUCUUAAAAAAAAAUUGAAAUAAAACCAUAACACACACCUACACAAUCUGAGGUUAUCAUAUUUAUAAAAUUUAUCAACAACAAAUAAUAAGAAAUGACACAGAAAACUGCCAACAAGCAAUCACUAUGUACUUAUCAUAAUAAAAAAAAGGAUAAUUUAGUUCAAUAUAUUCCAAUGCAACAAUUUGCCAAAUUUUAUUAAUCUUUUUUUUUAACUCUUAAUCUGUAAUACUUUUAUAUUUUUAUUUUAUUUCAUAUAGUUUUAUUUAACAGUGGAAACCAAUCAACAAAACAGGAAAUUUAAAAUCAAAUAUAAAAUAAAACAAAUAAGGAUUUAAAGGGUUUUUGAAUUACAUAUGGUUUCAAUUAAUAAAAUAAGUAACAAGAACUAACGAAACAUGUCAUAGAAAAAUUGCAUUCAGUCAUUUAAAAAAGGAAAAGAGAGAGAGUGGAGGAAACAAUUCUCUAAUUCAGAUUUCAUUAUAAUUUAUACAAAUUUGAAUGUAAAGUAUUUAUUAUUUUAAACUACAAUUAUUAUGGUUCAAGAGAUAUAAUGUGCAAUCGGUGAGUGACUGUUUUUCUUUUGUUAAAUAUAUUUGAAUUAUUUAACAAAAAAUCCCAGAAGCAACGUAGACACAUGUACGACAAAAUGGAACAACAUAAACAGCCGAGAGAAAGGAACUAUGAAGUGUUUGUAAUGAUAAAAACUUAUUUAUUUUAAGAUUAUUGUUUCUUUAUUUAGGUGUAUUAAUUACCGACAAGUAAAACAUUUAUAUGAAUUUCAUUGUAGAACAACAAAAUCGCAAAUAUGUUAACA
Molecule: messenger RNA, 7119 nt
Organism: Eupeodes corollae
Lineage: Eukaryota; Metazoa; Arthropoda; Insecta; Diptera; Syrphidae
Gene: nAChRalpha7
Product: neuronal acetylcholine receptor subunit alpha-7
Exons: 15
Coding region: 1546-3135 (529 amino acids)
Biological process (GO): monoatomic ion transmembrane transport; nervous system process; regulation of membrane potential
Cellular component (GO): synapse; postsynaptic membrane; neuron projection
Molecular function (GO): acetylcholine-gated monoatomic cation-selective channel activity; transmembrane signaling receptor activity
Source: RefSeq, a predicted model, not a curated record